Oncorhynchus keta (chum salmon) is the source of this 1575-nucleotide messenger RNA. Its product is annotated as BRCA1-associated ATM activator 1-like. NCBI's taxonomy places the organism in Eukaryota, Metazoa, Chordata, Actinopteri, Salmoniformes, Salmonidae. Gene Ontology annotation, molecular function: protein binding. Gene Ontology annotation, cellular component: nucleus. Gene Ontology annotation, biological process: positive regulation of protein phosphorylation; DNA damage response; cell population proliferation. Bases 70 to 1575 code for a protein of 501 amino acids. The transcript is spliced from 6 exons. The record is from RefSeq and is a predicted model, not a curated record.
ACUGGGUUUUGUUUCAGUCCUCCAGGCCUCAGACAGAAGAUCGUAGCUGUUCUGCUGGGACCUCUACAAAUGGUUACUGGAGUAACUCUGCUGGACUGGCCCAAUGACAGACACACUGAUCAACAGACUGACCACAGACACACUGAUCAACAGACUGACCACAGACACACUGAUGAAGACCACAGACAGACUGAUGAAGACCACAGACACACUGAUCAACAGACAGACCACAGACACACUGAUCAACAGACUGACCACAGACACACUGAUCAACAGACUGACCACAGACACACUGAUCAACAGACUGACCACAGACACACUGAUCAACAGACUGACCACAGACACACUGAUCAACAGACUGACCACAGACACACUGAUCAACAGACUGACUACAGACACACUGAUCAACAGACUGACCACAGACACACUGAUCAACAGACCGAUAACAGACAGACUGACACUGACCAGGACAGACAAAUGGAGGGUCGUAGCUCUCUCUCUCUCCUGCUGGAUCAUCUCAACCACAAACCCUCAUGUGUCUCUCUGCUCUGCGUCUCCGUGUCCAGCGCUCCCUACAUAACAGACAUGGAUUCAUCUGCCUCCGUCAUCCUUGCUGUGGUGUCACUCCUGAGGAUCUGUAACGGCCACUCCCCCUCACCCGAGAGCAAGGCUGCUAUUGGCUGUAGCAAAGCAUCCACCAACCUGAUUGGCUGCAGCAAGGUCCAGAGGUGUUGCCUAGACUCCCUGGCUAGCCUUAGCACCUGCCCUGGAGCUGUGGAACGGGUGGCGGAGGUGUUCCAUGUUCUAGUGCAGAACCUACAGAACCCUGACUCAGACCCCACCGUGCUCCAGAAGAACUACCAGGCCAUGUUGAGGUGGCUUCGUGUGUCUGCAGAGCCUCACUCACUGGCUGAUCUGGUCACUGAAGACCUCCUGCCCGUGCUAAAGAAGCGUGUGUGUGACGUGCGUUGGGAGGUUCGAGACUCCACUCUGGAGUUCCUCGGCCAGCUGUGUGAGGCGUUAAGCUGCACCGUCACUCCUAUCCUGCUGGAGGCGCUGUGUGAUCAGGAGAGCUAUGUGAGGGCUAGUGCCAUCUCUGCCCUGGCCAGGACACUACCGCUCAGUGACCAGCAGGGGGAGCCAGGGAACCAGACACAGGAACAGACCCUGGGUCAGUUACUAGACAUCCUGUCUCAGGAUUCAGAGGGCUUCCCCAGACGUGCUGUGGUCCAGUACUUCAUCAGCUGGCUAAAGACACACCCUUCAUCUUCCUCCUCCUCCUCCUCCUCGCUGUGUUCUGUCCUAUCGCUGGGCAGCACUGAUCUGGACUGGGAGGUCAAAGUUCACACCCUGGAGCUGGUUGAGCUCCUAAUGGAGGAAACACUACCAGGUCACCAGGAGUCAGAGCUGGGGUCAACUCCUCCCCCUUACGGUGGCUCUGGAGGGACAAACCUACUAACACACACUGACCUCACACAUCCCUACGCUGUGACGCCAAGCCAGCCCUCACCCCUUCUAACACACACCCAACUGACACACACACCCCCUCACACACACACCCAACUACAUCUGUAG